Messenger RNA from Neoarius graeffei (lesser salmon catfish), 1680 nucleotides. RefSeq names its product apolipoprotein Da, duplicate 1 (gene apoda.1). Gene Ontology annotation, molecular function: lipid binding. NCBI's taxonomy places the organism in Eukaryota, Metazoa, Chordata, Actinopteri, Siluriformes, Ariidae. The record is from RefSeq and is a predicted model, not a curated record. The transcript is spliced from 5 exons. The coding region runs from base 108 to 704 and encodes 198 amino acids. Gene Ontology annotation, biological process: tissue regeneration; brain development; lipid transport.
UGUCUCGAGGGGUGGGACUGAGGGACGGGUCAUUUCCUCUCACAGUCCUGAGAGAGAGAGUCUUCUCCAGAGCAGCUGCAGGUGUGUGUAGGUGUGUUACAGGUGUGAUGGACAUACAGGUGUGUUUUGCGCUCUCAUUGGUUGCUUCGUUGGCCAUCGUCAACGCUCAGGUGCCUCACUGGGGGGCGUGUCCCGAACCGAGCACUCAGCGUGGCUUCAACCUCAGACGGUUUAUGGGACGCUGGUUCGAGGUGGCUAAGCUCCCAGCACAGUUUGAGAAAGGGAAAUGCAUCGAGACGAACUUCACGCUGGUUUCUGACGGCUCAGCUCUCAUACAGAGCUCCGAGAUCCUGAACGGCGAAGUGAGACGGAUUGAAGGAACAGCUGUUGUUGAAGACCAGAAGAACCCGGCUAAACUGGGCAUCAGCUUCUCCUACAUUCUUCCCUACACUCCGUACUGGGUUAUCUCCACGGAUUACGUCAGCUCGGCCGUGGUGUAUUCCUGCACAGACGUUUUCAGGAUCUUCCACGUGGACUUUGCGUGGAUUCUGGGACGCAGCCGCUCUCUGUCCGAGUCCACCAUCCAGUGUGCGAAGCAGAUCUUCAUGGAGAACCGCAUCGACGUGAGCCGCAUGAUCGCCAGCUCACAGAAGGACUGCGACAGAACCACAGACAACCGGGCUGUGUUCCAAUCCUCUCUGUAGUGCUCCCUCGUUCACGCUCUUACUCAAGUUCCCUUGGUACUAAUCACUACAGAUGUUCUCUUUAUGUAUUUGUGUCUGUAAUGAUGAUUCUAGAACCAUACUAACAAGUUGAUCAUAUCUUCUGCACAAAUUCAACUAGUAAUGGAACCCCACACAGGAAUCUUCUCAUCUCAAUCACACACUUGUCAAGCAGCAGUUAGAUUCUAGAACCUCCGUGUUUCCAAUGUCUCAAGAACUAGAAUUCCUUAGACUUAACAGUAAAGGUUCUAGAACUUCCUGCAAACCCUCAAACUCCAUAACUGAUCUGAACUCUAGAACUUUUGCACUGAAGAUUGUAGAAUUACAGAACUGAGGAUACUCGAUUCAGAUUCUAGAAUCUUUCUACUGGUGGUGUGUAGGAGGUUACGACUGAUCUAAAUUUUAGAACCAUGCUAUCUGAAGCUGCUGAAACCAGGUCUGAAACAGUCGAACUUUUACACUGAGGAUUGGAGAAUUCUAGAACGGUGCUGAGGAUGCUCGAGCCAGCCUCUCGAGAAGUUUAGAACCUCUUUCACUCAAAACUCUAGAAGGGUCCAAUUGUAACUUGAAUUCUCAAACUUUGCCAUCUGAUGAUGCAGAGGAUCAGUAAUGGAGUCGAGAGUCCUGCUAUCUGAGGACUCUCGAAGCAGACGCCAAAUAAUAAUUCUAGAAAUGAAUUCCCCUCACUUUGAUCUAGAAAUUUCUAGAACCAAAACAUGCAGGCCAGACACCUGCACACUGAUUAAAUCUAGAACUACAAUCAUGCUACUAGAACCUUCACCGUCUGAGUCAAAUCCUCAUCUACACCAGAGGACAAUCAGAGACAGCUGUGUGUACGUGAGAGAGAUUUUUAAUAUAUUGUGUGUUUAUUGUUAAUGGAGUCACGUGAUGCACAUUGUUUCUAACUCACUGACCAUAUAUGAAAUGAAAAACAUGAAAAUAUAUCCCUCUAAACCAU